UGAGGUGUUUGGCGGCCACAGUCGUCGCUCAGGCCGUGGAGGGUUCGGAGGUGAGGGGGUCUUCUCCGGGGUGAGGCCUCGGGAGACCACUGCUUUCCUUCAGACUUGGGCCUAGUAUCCUUCUCGGCACCAUGCGUCUCCUGCGGUGCCUCUUAAAGGGCCAGUCGGCUCUGGCCGGCGCACCCAAGUACAUCGAGCACUUCAGCAAAUUCUCGCCGUCGCCGCUCUCCAUGAAGCAGUUCCUUGACUUCGGGUCCAGUAAUGCCUGCGAGAAGACCUCAUUCACUUUUCUCCGUCAAGAACUUCCUGUCCGGCUUGCCAACAUCAUGAAGGAAAUCAAUCUUCUCCCAGAUCGAGUGCUGAGCACCCCUUCUGUUCAGUUGGUGCAGAGCUGGUAUGUGCAGAGUUUGCUGGACAUCAUGGUGUUCCUGGAUAAGGACCCUGAAGAUUCUGCGGCCCUUGGACAAUUCACCAAUGCCCUGGUCACAAUUCGAAACCGUCAUAACGAUGUAGUCCCCACCAUGGCACAGGGUGUGAUUGAGUACAAGGAGGCUUAUGGGGAUGACCCUGUCUCCAACCAGAACAUCCAAUAUUUCCUGGACCGCUUCUACCUUAGCCGCAUCUCCAUUCGUAUGCUCAUUAAUCAACAUACCUUGAUUUUUGAUGGCAGCACCAACCCGGCCCAUCCCAAGCACAUCGGCAGCAUUGAUCCCAACUGCAAUGUUUCAGAGGUAGUUAGAGAUGCGUAUGACAUGGCCAAGCUGUUGUGUGACAAAUAUUACAUGACUUCUCCUGACUUAGAGAUCCAGGAAGUAAAUGCCCCUGGAACCAGACCCCAUCCAUGGCUUACUAACCAGCUCGACCAGUCCAUCCACAUGGUUUAUGUCCCAUCUCACUUGUACCACAUGCUCUUUGAACUGUUCAAGAAUGCCAUGAGAGCCACUGUUGAAAGCCAUGAAUCCAGCCCCAGAUUGCCACCCAUAAAAGUAAUGGUGGCAUUGGGGAAUGAAGAUCUCUCUAUCAGGAUGAGCGACCGAGGAGGUGGAGUCCCUCUCCGGAAGAUUGAACGGCUCUUCAGCUACAUGUAUUCCACAGCACCCAAACCAGAACUGGGCACUGGUGGGACACCCUUGGCUGGCUUUGGCUAUGGGCUGCCUAUUUCCCGACUCUAUGCCAAGUAUUUCCAAGGUGACCUUCAACUCUUUUCCAUGGAGGGCUUUGGAACAGAUGCUGUCAUCUACUUGAAAGCCUUGUCAACGGACUCUGUGGAGAGGCUUCCAGUGUACAACAAGUCGGCUUGGCGUCACUACCAAACUAUCCAGGAAGCUGACGAUUGGUGUGUUCCCAGUACUGAACCGAAGAACACAUCUACUUACCGGGUGACCUAAGUCAAGCUUUCAUUUGCGAGAGAAAAAGGCCUCUUCCCUUGCCUCCAAAAGAGAAACACUAAACCUUUGUGUGGGAAUGGACAGACAGACAGACAGACAAAACAGUAAUCGCCAGCACGAAUCCACCUUGUGUUGUAACUUCUUAACAGAUAUUUCUUCUCGACUGGACUGACUAGUGCAUCAGCCUGUCAGAAGCCUGAUUACUUUCUCAGUUUUAUUUUGGGAAAUAUGUAGCAUAGAUUUUUCACCAUAUUGCCAUAGUCUUGCAUGGGACCUCUCCUUCUUGUCCAGUCCUGUUUGACAAAUUGGGAUUUGCCUCCUAAAGAUCUUUUUUAUGUUUUGUUUUGCUUUCAAAAGUCAUGUUUGGUGUUUGCUCACAACCUUUUAAUAAUCCUUAACCAUAAAAUGGAGGGAUUGUAGACCCUGAAAGGCUGGUUAUGAAUCUUUUGAAAGGAAUGAAGUGAUUCUAUAGAAGAAAACGAUGGCAAAGGCUGAUUGUUUUGAGCUGAUCAUGUUAACAUUUCCUGGUGUAGACACAAAGUCCUGGCUGCAGAGUAGGGAAUGUGAAAUUCGGAUAUGUACAGACAAGUCAGUGAAAACCAAGAGACUGUUUUUGUGGGGAGGGUAUCAGGAGAGAAAAAUAGUGCUUGGGUAUUUUUGCAUUAUAAUCUCUAUACUUUCCCAAGCACAUGGAAGAAUCUCCCAAAUUAAAAGCAGCAGCAUGAGAGUUUAAAUAGUGCAAUAGAAAAUCCUGAUGAAGUGUAAAAAGAAUUGCUUUGGCCAACAUUGAUGCAAUCAGAUAUUUUCCUUCUUUGAGGUUUUUUUUUCCUCUCCACUGAUUGGUCUUGUUCACCAUGGGCAGAAAUGGCCAAUUUGCCUGGCUUUGCUCAGCAGCUAGUGAGAUUUAUGUUGGAUUGUGAUACUUCUCUUUGUAACAAAGGGGGGCUGUUUGUAUCCAGGAAAUUCGUAGGGACAGCAAGGGAGCAGGAGUUCUCUUCAUUAUCAUAGCCUUUUCAUGAAAGGAAGUGGAGUUAUUUGGGUUGGCUUUAUGAUGGUGAAGCCCUUUGUGAUUGUCGCUGAUGUUGCACAAUUGUUCUUGUAGCAAGAGAGAAAAGUUGGAGUAGAAGAAAUGGCGAGGUGGGAGCCAGACGUAAAGUGGACUAGCUCCCAGAAUCCCCAAGUCAAUAUGUCUAGGCUUGUUGGGGACACUGUAAAAAUGUUACUUUUUCAAGCCCUGGGCCUACUUCUUUGGGGUGGGAGAUUGAGAAGAGUCCUCAGAAUUCCCUACCCUCCAGUUGUAGCAGGAUAAGUGGGUAAAGUAUUUAUGUUCUGAGGGGACUCUGAGCUAUGUACCUCCAGUAUUAGCAAAAGGACUGCCUACAAACUGUUUGCAGAAGCAUCAUAUACUUUCUAGUACAGUGAUGGGAAAUUGAAUGUGAGGCUGGGGCCAGUUUUCCUCCAGAUCUCCAAAGUUUGAGAUCUGGAGAAACCCCAAAUACCUACCUGAUAUCCCCUUCUGCAGUCUCUCAAAAUGGUGGCAUGUUGUUUUGCUUCCUGUCACCCUUUGAGAGGGACUGCAGUGUAAAUCAAAUAAUUCAGAAUAGUACAGAUUUCUGGGCUGCUCACGGGGAUAGAGCAUUUUCACAUGCUUUCAUGUUUUCUGCCUGAUUGGCAGGCAAAAAUUGCCCCAAAAGCCCACUGAAAAUAUUAAUAAAAAUUUGGGGGGCAGGACCAUAGAAAUAGGUCUGCAUGUCGUGCAUAACCACUGUGCCCAUCACGAAUAUAGUGGAGGUUUUGAGACUGUAGAACUCUGCUUCCCCAGCUACUGUUGCCAUUUUUCUAUCUUCCUCACAAUCCCCACCCCAGUGGCUCUUGCCUGUGGUUAUCAGUCUUAGCAAGUGGAAAUGCAAAGAUGCAAGAGCAGAUUUGACUCCUGGAAUAGGAACUGUAGUUGAUGCCUAUCCUUCCAGUAGGCAUCAUCUGUGCCCCUAAACCCUUCACACCUCACACCUUUCUUUGGGCAGGGGAGGGGGUGGACCAACCACCCAAAACCAGCCUCUCCUUCCUUUCAUCUCCUUCACCCCACUGGCAUGCUCUUGGAUUGUCUGGAAAAUUUACCUGUACAUAUAAAUACAUAUAUUUUUUAUUCUCUGUGUGUUCUCAGACAUGUUCAAGACACAAAUUCUGCCAUGAUAUUCUUUGUUCACUGGUUGGUUAAGAAAAAAUAUAAUUAAAGAACCAUGAAACUUGAAAUCUA
Anolis carolinensis (green anole) is the source of this 3645-nucleotide messenger RNA. RefSeq names its product pyruvate dehydrogenase kinase 2 (gene pdk2). Gene Ontology annotation, molecular function: pyruvate dehydrogenase (acetyl-transferring) kinase activity. Gene Ontology annotation, biological process: regulation of glucose metabolic process; protein phosphorylation. The record is from RefSeq and is a predicted model, not a curated record. Gene Ontology annotation, cellular component: mitochondrion. The transcript has 12 exons. Lineage: Eukaryota; Metazoa; Chordata; Lepidosauria; Squamata; Anolidae. Bases 132 to 1388 code for a protein of 418 amino acids.